Molecule: messenger RNA, 1498 nt
Organism: Dromiciops gliroides (monito del monte)
Lineage: Eukaryota; Metazoa; Chordata; Mammalia; Microbiotheria; Microbiotheriidae
Gene: JMJD7
Product: jumonji domain containing 7
Exons: 7
Coding region: 255-1079 (274 amino acids)
Molecular function (GO): 2-oxoglutarate-dependent dioxygenase activity
Source: RefSeq, a predicted model, not a curated record
GUAAGCCAGUGUCUGGCCCCGGGAAGACCUGGGUAUUCAGGACAGUUGGCCAGGGGACACAGUGCAGACCAUACAAAAGCUCAGCGUGCCAUUCACUGUACCGCACUUGGAAGGGCCCCCGACUCCUCUCCAAUUCUACAGAGACUGGGUGUGUCCCAACAGGCCCUGCAUCAUCCGGAAUGCCCUGCAUCACUGGCCUGCCCUAAAGAAGUGGACAUUCUCCUACCUCAGGUGGGAGCUGCCCCUAUUUUGGAAUGGGGUGGGGACAUUGUUCCACCAGGCGUCAGGAGGUCUGGGCCGUGGCCUGUGGACUGCUCGUGUGUUCCUACAGGGCCACAGUGGGCAACACAGAGGUGAGCGUGGCUGUGACACCGGAUGGGUACGCAGAUGCGGUGUGUGGGGACCGGUUUGUGAUGCCUGCAGAGCGGCGGCUGCCUCUGAAAGCGGUGAUUGAUGUGCUGGAGGGCCGGGCCUAUCACCCUGGGGUGCUCUAUGUGCAGAAGCAGUGCUCUAACCUUUCCUGCGAGCUGCCCCAGCUGCUGCUUGAUGUCGAAUCCCAUGUGCCCUGGGCCAGUGAAGCUCUAGGGAAGAUGCCUGACGCUGUGAACUUCUGGCUGGGGGAAGAAGCAGCAGUGACAUCCUUGCACAAGGAUCACUAUGAGAACCUCUACUGUGUAAUAUCUGGGGAAAAGCACUUCAUCCUGCACCCUCCCAGUGACCGGCCUUUCAUCCCCCAUGAGCUGUACACACAAGCCACCUACCACAUGUCUGAGGAUGGCUCCUUCAAGAUGGUGGAUGAAGAGGCCAUGGAGAAGGUACCUUGGAUCCCGCUCGAUCCCGUGGCUCCAGACCUGGACCGAUAUCCACUCUACAAGCAGGCUCAGCCCCUGCACUGCACGGUGAAGGCAGGGGAGAUGUUCUACCUGCCCGCUCUCUGGUUUCAUCAUGUGCGCCAGUCUCACGGCUGUAUUGCUGUGAAUUUCUGGUAUGACAUGGAGUAUGACCUCAAGUACAGCUACUACCAGCUUCUGGACUCCCUCUCCAAGGCCAUGGAACUCGCCAGGACGGACCCUGUGUGAGCUCACUUCAUGGGUCUCUUGAAGCCUGUCCAGAGACUGGUUCAGUUUUAGCGAAGCCCCUGGGCCUUCAUCCCCAGGGUGUGACUAAGGUUCCACUUGGGACAGUUUUGCCAAACAGGCCUGGCCUUCGGAGCCCAGGAUGAGCCAGGACCAAGCUGAUCCAAACUCACAGGCCAACCAGAGAUGUGGAAGGACCUGAGGAGGGGCUGUGGAUUGAUGGAGAUGUUCGAGAGGCUGGUUGGGGGACAGGAGGAAGAGGGGUGCUCCUGGAACCAGACUUCUCUGCAAGAACCUUCCUACCACCAGGUUCCUCUGUGAUUGGCAGUAGCUCCAGCCCUGUCCCCUUGCCCUGUGAAGCCCUUCACUAUCUCUGUAAGCUGCAGCCUUGUAACUGGGACUUGUUUGGUUGAGUUCCUAUA